AUGUCAACUUUCAAGAUCAAAUCCACGAAUCCGGACGAAUACCCCCUCCCCAGGGAUGAUGAGGAGGGUCUUACCCUGCAGCGUGACUGGACGGAGGAUGAGGAGGUCAAGGCGAAGCGGAAGUUGGAUCUCAUCAUCAUGCCGCUCCUCACUCUCGGGUUUUUCUGCUUGCAACUUGACCGGGGCAACAUCGCCAACGCCAUCACGGAUCGUUUCAUGGAAGAUGUCGGCGUCACACAAGACCAAUUCAACGUCGGCCAGCAGAUGCUUUCACUCGGUAUUGUGCUUUUCGAGAUCCCUUCCAAUAUGGUCCUCUACCGAGUCGGCCCAGGAAAGUGGCUCACUCUCCAGCUCUUCCUCUUCGGUACCGUCAGCACCUUCCAAGCUUUCCAAAAGGGUUAUGGCCCUUUAAUCGCGACCCGAUUUCUCCUGGGCAUGACCGAGUCGGGUUUCAUUCCGGGUGGACUGUGGACCCUCUCAACUUGGUACACACGACGGGAAACCGCAAAGCGAGUCAUGAUAUUCUACUUUGGUAACCAAUUCGGUCAAGCUUCUUCCAAGCUACUCGCAUAUGGUAUUCUCCACAUGCGUGGUGUCGGAGGCAAGCCCGGGUGGUUCUGGUUGUUCGUCAUCAUGGGAGUAUUCACGGUUUUCAGUGGUUGCAUAUUGGGACUUUUCCUACCUGACUCGUUCAAAAACCCUCGCAGCACCUUCCUGCCUGGCGUGUGCAUGUUCACCGAGAGGGAGCUGCACAUCCUCAACAGACGUGUCCUACUCGAUGACCCAAUGAAAGGCAAGAAGAAGAAACGCAUCGGCCGGGGUGCUUUCAAGAAGGCUUUCUCGAACUGGCGUCUAUGGGUGCACUUCUUGAUCACACUAUGCAAUAACGGCCCUCAGCGUGCCUUCGACACAUAUUCCCCAUCGAUCGUCAACAGCUUUGGUUUCGCUUCCCUGACAAGCAAUGCACUCGCUUCUGUUGGUCUCUUCCUGCAGAUUCCAACAUCUUUCUCGUUCAGUUACGUUUCGGAUCAUUUCAAUAAACGGGGAGAGACAGUCAUGGCUGGCUUCAGCAUGCAUCUGCUUGGUUACAUCUUCAACCGUAUCUUCACCGAGAUUAGCCUUCGGGGAGUCCGAUACUUUGGAGUGGUCUGGACACAAACCUUUGGGACAUUCUCACACCCACUGAACAUCGCAUGGAUGUCGCUCGCCUGCGAGGACUCGGAGGAACGAGCGCUAGCAAUGGCCAUGGUGAUCAUGGGUGCCAACAUUGCUGGUAUCUACGGUGCACAAAUUUUCCGACAGGACGACCGACCACGUUACCGCCGAGGAUUCAGCAUCAACAUCGCCGUGCUCACUGUCGGUCUGUCUUUGGCAGUUGUCAGAUACAUUGACGAUCGGCUGCGUCGUCGUCGUAGUGCCGAGCAGUUACAGGAUCAGUCACCGAGCGAGCACAACUCGCCCGACGAGGACGAACUCAAAGCGGCUCGGCCCAGCGCCGAUCAACCGCAUCCAAUUUUGAUCGCGGACGACCUUAAGCCUGUUGUAACACAUGUGACGAGGUAG
Messenger RNA from Endocarpon pusillum Z07020, 1563 nucleotides. RefSeq lists its product as uncharacterized. The record is from RefSeq and is a predicted model, not a curated record. Gene Ontology annotation, cellular component: membrane. Gene Ontology annotation, biological process: transmembrane transport. NCBI's taxonomy places the organism in Eukaryota, Fungi, Ascomycota, Eurotiomycetes, Verrucariales, Verrucariaceae. Gene Ontology annotation, molecular function: transmembrane transporter activity. Bases 1 to 1563 code for a protein of 520 amino acids. The transcript is spliced from 6 exons.